Molecule: messenger RNA, 2271 nt
Organism: Stylonychia lemnae
Lineage: Eukaryota; Ciliophora; Spirotrichea; Sporadotrichida; Oxytrichidae
Source: the annotation of a GenBank genome assembly
AUGAAAAUUUUUAAUAAGCUUAUACAAAGGCCUUAGGCAUCUUAUAAUGUUCUGAGACUGCAAGGUAAUGGGUUUUAUCUAAAAUAUUAGCCAUUGGCUUAUUUUGGAAGGUAGAUUAAGAAGCCUGUUGAAUUAUAAAUUAAAUCAAUCAAGAAUAACAAUGAAAAGAUCAUCUUCACUGAGCCAUCUUAUAAAAUUGAAAAAUAACCUCAUAUUAAUGUUGAUAAGCAAAUUAAAUCAAAUGAUCAAAAUGAAGAUUUCAAUCCUUUACUUGAAUUUAUAAAACUAAAAUAGCAAGCGAUGCCAAAUAUAGAUUCCAAAAUAUUAGAAAAAAGAUAAAUUUCAAAAGAUUAGUAGAUGAAUAUUCCUUAUCAAUCUAAUCUCAAUUAGUCUGAGAAACAAGAGCAGAAUCAACCACCAGGUCAGAAUGAGUAAGAAUAAUAGAUGAAAAAGAAAAAGAUGAAUUUUUAAGAGUUUAAAAAGGAGAAAAAGCUUAAAAAGCAGCAAGAAUAAGCAGCUGAAAUUACUGAAGAAGAGUUAAAGAAUUUGAAGGAGAGAAAAGAUGUUUAAUAUAAUAAACUUCAAUGUACAGGUUGUGGAAUUUAAUUAUAGUAUGAAGAUGACACAAAAUUUGGCUUUAUACCGAAAUAUAAAGUUACUUUACAUUAUAAUAGACUGGAUAGCGACUAUAAAUAUUAAGACAAAUAUGAGGAUUUCAGCAAUGAGCAAUAAAGAAAGCAAAUGCUGAGCAUACUUAGAGAUAGUAACUUAGAUGAGAAAGAAUUAGACUAGUUUAAAGAGAUCAUUGAUCAGAAUGACGGCAAAAGAAAAAAGAAAAGAGUUAUUGAGUCUCCUGAAAUACUAAAUCUUGAGACUUUGAUGGAGUUAGAUGAGCGAAAAGAUCAUCUGGAGAUUAAUGAUAAAAGGAAAAUGAAAGAAAUUGAGAAGCUUUAGCAAACUCCUACGAAUUUAAUAUGCUAGAGAUGCUAUGAUCUGAAACAUCAAAGCAAGUUAAUAAACUAUAAGGGUACUGUCCCUUCAAAUUAUGCAGGGUCUCCAGUGCUACUGGCUGACUUUGUUCAAAACAUGGAUAGAAAAGAGAUUGUUGCAAGACUAACAAAGUAGAUGUACGCAAAAUCUAUCAUAAUUAAGGUGAUUGACAUAACCAAUUUUGAAGGUAGCUAGAUUUAGGAAAUAUAUGAUGAGGUUAACAAAAAGAAGCAUAGAUUAAUCUUAGUUGUCAAUAAAAUUGAUGCGUUACCAAGCGGCUUCACAAUUGAUAGAUUGCACAAGUGGGUAAAAGAUUAAGUUCAUGAUAAGAUAAGUGAGCACAUCAAAUACAACAUAUGUUUAGCAUCAGCUAAAGCAGCCACUGGAAUCAAUAAGGUUAUGAGUAUCAUGGAAACUAUUAAAAAGGAAUUUAGUCCUGAUGCAUAUUUACCCAAAGUGUACGUAGUAGGUUGUACUAAUUCAGGCAAAUCUUCAUUCAUCAAUGCCCUCAUUUACAAAUCUAACAAGUAUAAGGAUCCUAAUAAGAUUCAUUACAAGUAAAAGUAUAAUAUUUUGACUGAGUCUCCUAUGCCAGGAACUACCUUAGAGUUGAUUAGUGCAGAUGAUGUCAGACUUGGGUUCAAAUUUUUUGAUACUCCUGGAAUCCCAAACCUUUAAUAAGCAUCAGCAUUUGUAGAAGACUAUCAGGAUCUGAUCACACUCCUACCUAACAAGCAAUUAAUAUCAUAUCCAGUUAACUUAAAGCAAGGCUACACUGUAUUUUUAGGAGCACUAGCUCGUGUGGAUUUGCUUUCAGGUGAGGAUAAACAAUUUACUUUCUUUGUACCUCCUCAUGUCACUAUUCAUAGAACUCCAAUAUUAAGAGCAGAAGAGGUAUAUAAUAAAUAAGCAGGAUACCUGUUAAGACCAACAUACAAUGCUAAUCCACAAGAUACAGAAUUUUAGAGGCAUGAAUUGGCACUUAACUGCAAUGAUUACAAACUAGCCAAUUUCGACAUCUCUAUUGAAGGACUUGGCUGGUUCAGUGUUCAAGGCAAAGGAUUUUGUAAUAUGAUGCUUCAUCUGCCACAAGGAGUAGCCUAUCAUAUAAGAUAAGAUUCACUAAUGCCAUUUGAAGUUGAUCAUAAGGGCCUAUAGAGAUACACAGGAAAUACAGUCAAUGCUCACACUAGUGUAAACAGAAAAUUAUCACAUAAAUUUAAGAUAAGGUAAAAUCUCUAAUCACAGCAAUCAUAAGACAAUUACCAAUAAGAUAAAUGA